AUGGUGUCAGAAGAAGCACUGAAUUCACCUGAAAGUGACGUCACCAGCAUGAGUUUCGAGGAAACGGAGCUGACUCUGGGACUGCCAGGGGAGGGACGGUCAUCACAGGCGGCGGCGGUGGUGGCUGUCAAGUGCUUUACAAAACAUGGUUUCCUUUAUCUUAGCGUCUCUGAUCAUAAGUCCGGUGCCGGGGAAUCUUCUCCCUCCAAGGAACAAGUUGUGGGUUGGCCACCAGUGAGAUCAUGUAGGAAGAAGGGUAUAAAUGAGAGGUUUGAGUAUGUGAAAGUAGGCAUGGAUGGAGCUCCAUAUCUUCGUAAACUCAACUUACAAGGUUGCUCUAAUUACCUGGAGCUAUUCAAAGAUUUAGAGAAAUUGUUCAAUUGUUCCACAAUUAGUGGUAAAAGAGAGGAAAACAAGCUAAUGGAUGAUGUGGAGUAUGUUCCCACUUAUGAAGAUAAAGACAGUGACUGGAUGUUAGUUGAAGAUGUACCUUACAUGAUGUUUAUAGAAUCAUGCAAGCGUAUCCGUUUGAUGAAAUGCUCAGAGGUUGCAGUCUUAGCCUCAGAAUCAAAGGGUUCUUCUAUUUCCAAUCUGGAAGCCUGA
Hibiscus syriacus is the source of this 603-nucleotide messenger RNA. Its product is annotated as auxin-responsive protein IAA1-like. Gene Ontology annotation, biological process: regulation of DNA-templated transcription. Gene Ontology annotation, cellular component: nucleus. The transcript is spliced from 5 exons. NCBI's taxonomy places the organism in Eukaryota, Viridiplantae, Streptophyta, Magnoliopsida, Malvales, Malvaceae. The coding region runs from base 1 to 603 and encodes 200 amino acids. Gene Ontology annotation, molecular function: protein binding. The record is from RefSeq and is a predicted model, not a curated record.